AUGGCGGGAAGCUCGGCAAAAGCACAGACUGUGCUGCUUCUCCACGGACCACGACAAGCAUAUCAGAUUACCAAUGGUUAUGAUGUGCCGCUGUUGGUUGAGGAUGACGAGACGCUUGUACAGACGUACACGAUAGGCCUGAAUCCGAUAGACUGGAAAGCGCCAGACUAUAACUUUGGUAUCGCAACUCUGCCAUAUAUAGCCGGUCGAGAGCUAGCAGGACGAGUAGCCAUCACUCCUAAGAGAAACUCUCGUUUAAAAGAAGGAGACAGAGUACUGGUAAUAUCAACAGACUAUCGCGAUCUUAGAAAAGCUGCCUACCAAGAAUACGUUGUCUCUUCCGAUUUCAAUGUCGCAAGAAUACCCCCUUCCAUCUCAUUUCAGCAAGCUGCCGGCCUAGGAGUUGCAUUCUCCGCAGCAGCUAUUACACUGGGAGUAUGUAUGGGAAUCGACUUUUCCUCUAUCCUCGAUGGACCAGACUUGUUACAGAUCGUGCGCUCUGUUGAGCCGGAGAGUAUACCGGAAGAUGUGAGAGCAGAAUGCCUCCACGGCAUAACAGACGACGAGAGAGCUGUUUCAGGAGACUGGGUAGCGGUAUGGGGAGGAUCAUCAACAUCGGCCAACAUAACUGUGCAGCUCGCACGACUAGCAGGCCUCAAAGUCGUCACGAUAGUUGACACAGCCAAGCAUGGUCUUCGUAUAUCCGGCUGUUCCGCCCAAAGGCCUGAUCUUCUCAUCGACAGCCAUGACACAGACCGUGCCGUCGAUAUCAUCAACAAAAGUGUUGGUAGCCAACUUCGCUUCGCGCUUGAUACUCGUGGGCGAGACUCGGCUACAGUUUUACUCGAGGCCCUUACUCGCCAAAAGAGACUCAACGAUGCGCCUCCUUCACCUCCUCAAACUCCGCGCGGAUUGAAGACACAAAUGUCCCACCUUGUGGGGUUGACAGGAUUGCCCAAGGAAACAGCUCCAGAAGGCAUCGCUUAUCACACUGUUCCUAUCAAAGUCUUUCACUCUGUUCCUGCCGUGGGCGAAGCGCUUGUGCUGUGGCUGGAACGACUAUUAGAGCAGGGCCUGAUCAAGCCGCCACCCAUUAUAGGGGUGGAGAGUGGCUUUGACGGCGUUAACAAAGGCUUGGAUAGAAUGAGAUCUGGAGAGAUUAGCGGAGGAAGACUGGUGGUUGAUCUACUGGCCUAG
This is a messenger RNA of Trichoderma atroviride IMI 206040, 1197 nucleotides long. RefSeq lists its product as uncharacterized. Lineage: Eukaryota; Fungi; Ascomycota; Sordariomycetes; Hypocreales; Hypocreaceae. The record is from RefSeq and is a predicted model, not a curated record. Gene Ontology annotation, molecular function: oxidoreductase activity, acting on NAD(P)H.